This is a messenger RNA of Geodia barretti, 553 nucleotides long. Lineage: Eukaryota; Metazoa; Porifera; Demospongiae; Tetractinellida; Geodiidae. The record is from the annotation of a GenBank genome assembly.
AGCUGUGUGUGUGUGGGGGGGCUGUGUAUGAUCUUCGUGUCGAGCGUCGCUUAGUGAGUUACACUAGCUGUAUAUACACACUACACGUAAACAACAGUCUAACGCGCACGUGACCUACCGUAUUAUGUGCGUCGAUAAUCAUCAGUUGCCGUACACAUUAUGUGCAGAGGUAGCACGGGGUUGAGUCAUCCAAUGCGAGGCACAUAUGGAGAUCUCGGUACUGAGUGUGGUGGACACUCUGAGGAGUGUGGGGUUCUCGGCAGCCAACUGGAGAGAGCUGGCACAGAGACUCAAACCAGACGUCGACCUCGGCGCCGUCUCUGCCGACAACCACUGCUCCCAGGACCGUCUGGAGGCCGUCGUGUCGUCGUGGUUACGAGACGGAGAUCUCCCAGGGGGCGGGGUCUGGGAGGUGCUGGCGACGGCAGUCGAGAGGUGUAGGGGAGGAGGGAGGAACGUAGCCACAAAGAUUCGACAGAAAGUGGAAUCAUUAGGUAGUAGUGCUGAUGACGUAGGUACUGGAAUGAGGACAGAAGUUACCAUACCCUCCCUU